AUGCUCGCCCGUCUUGCUGCUCCUCUUUUCCUUGCCCUCCUCGUCUCGGCCAAGCUCACAAUCACCACCCCGGAGAUUAAAGAGUGUGAACCUGCAACGUUCCAAGUCGACGGUGGUACUGGCACCAUUCUCCUGGAUGUUCUCCCAUCCGAAAAGCCAUGCGAGCAUGACCCCAUCCAACACGUAGACACCGGACUCAACGGUGGUGGUCAAUAUAUCUUGCAUCACACCCUCAAGGCCGGUACUUCUGUCGUUGUCAUCGUCGACGACGCCCAAGGUGACGAAGGAUGGUCAAACACGAUUGUUGUCGCCGCCUGCCCUUCUUCGUCUUCGACCUCCUCGACUUCGCGAACCUCGGGUACUGCUUCUGUUGCUGGUACCUCGAGUACUCGUCGUCCGACUGCGAGUGUUGUUCCCGUGAACGCGGGAGAUGAUUCGACCAACGGUGCGAUUCCCGCCAAGGCCUCCUUUGGUGCUGGUGUUGUCGCGCUCGUGUCUGCUUUCGCCUUUUUGGCGUAA
Serendipita indica DSM 11827 is the source of this 519-nucleotide messenger RNA. Lineage: Eukaryota; Fungi; Basidiomycota; Agaricomycetes; Sebacinales; Serendipitaceae. The record is from the annotation of a GenBank genome assembly.